Molecule: messenger RNA, 432 nt
Organism: Paramecium tetraurelia
Lineage: Eukaryota; Ciliophora; Oligohymenophorea; Peniculida; Parameciidae
Exons: 1
Source: RefSeq, a predicted model, not a curated record
AUGCAAUCUAAUGUUUAAACAUAUGCUUUCAAAAAGAUUUCAAGUGAAGUAGCCGUAAGAUCAAGGGGAACGUCAAUUGAGAGAUUUCAAACAUAGGAUAAUGCUUAAUUGUUGUUUUAAAACUAGAGACUACGCACCUAAUUAGUAGUCAGUAAAUAAGGCAGUGAUAGUAAUAUUGGACUAAUGAAUGGAGCUUAAAAUAAAAAAACCACUUUAAAAAUAACUACUCGCAUUUACAAUAAUUAUUUACUUAAUGGUUGUAGACCAAAUAAGAAGAAAUCACUUCCCAUACUUCACAUUUCACCAAAACCUUUACCAUUAUUUUUAUUACCAAACAGCAAAUCCUCUUCGUAAAAGGCUUGUACCACAAGAACUUGUUCUUAAGCUGAUAUAAAGAAAUUUUAAUUCAAAACGCUAUUUAAUGAUAUAUGA